Amoebophrya sp. A25 is the source of this 1574-nucleotide messenger RNA. Lineage: Eukaryota; Dinophyceae; Syndiniales; Amoebophryaceae. The record is from the annotation of a GenBank genome assembly.
UUCUUGCUAACCAAGGUCGAGACGGAUCUCGCUCUAGGCCGCCAAGCACUCGUGUUUCUCAUGAUCAACGGCCUUGAAGCGGAAAAAUCUCUCUUCCUCCGCUACGUGACCUACGACGAACUGCAAAAGGACUUGAAGAACUUCAUCGCCUACAAGGAAGUCGCAGGUCCAACCAUGCGCAUGAUGGAAAAAUUCUACCAAAAUCUUUACAAGGCCGCCCGCAGCAAAGUGUUACCCAACCUGCCUAUGUCAUUUUGGAAAGGCUGGGAGGUGGACAAGCUGUGGAAACUGGAGGCGCAGAUACAAAACGAGUUCGCAGGACACGAGCAGGUCGAGGUCGCCGUCUCUUACCUGGACGCGAACGCAUUCGCACAAGAAACGAGCAAGACUAUCCUAGAGAAGCUCCUGAUCUACGUCGGCGAAGCGACGUCAGAAACGGAAGCUAUGCGCAUCACGGCCUCCUAUAAUUUUCUUCUGAAUGGCCUUGAUAAAACCGAAACUGUGUUCCACAUCGUGCCCCUCCUCAUGUAUUUCAAGAUCAAGGGCCACACGGCGCAGCAAAACAAGGACGUGAUCCAGUACUUAGCCACGAACCAUUCCGUCUUCACCACCGAGGUCGAGAACCGCAAGAAACGCUACGGAGCAGCAAAGCGCGCAACGCUGUCACGGAACGACGGGUCUGCUCCCCCGCCGCUGAAGCAACGCAAAGCCGCACACGAAGACGAGACCCCACCGGCAGCAUCUCCCGGUGCAAAUCACGCUGACACGCCUAGGACUCGCCCAGGAGGAGCAGACGCCGGUGCCACUACAGACACAUUAGCGGCGCAAACCGAUGCCGCCAAGAAGGCACAAGCGAACCGCGAAGCAGCAAGAGCUGCCUGGGACGCACGACCGAAGAAAGUCGUGAAGUAUGCCGACCUGGAUCAGAGCUUCACCGGAAGCGACCCGGUCAUGGGGCGCGACUACGGCCAAAAAGUUGACGUCACCAUGAACGGCUGGGUCGUAGACAAAAAUAGCGGCCGCAUCGAACCAUGCAUCCUUGCAGAGCGCGCGCAACUAAAUUUCGGACUACAAGCACGGGACUGCGCCCCAUUCCACUUAACGGGCAAAUGCGCCUUCGGAAACGCGUGCAGCUUCACCCACAUGUGGGCGAGGGGCGGUGAGAAAACCUGGAAAGAGGUGAUCCAACUACAAAAUAAGGCCCAACGCAAAGGCCGCGGAAAAAAGGGAAAGUAAAAAAGUAGAAGUAAGUGAGUAAGGUAGUAAGUAAGUAUGAAGUAAUACAUAAGAACAAGUAAACAAAUAAGUAGCAACAACUGCCUAGACAGAAAGACUUGCAGUAAAAUACACAGAAGAAACAAGAAGUGAGAAAACAGGAGUGCAUAACUAGAGGCAAAAAAGUAAAAAAGUAACUACAUUAUCAAAGCAAGUACACAAAAAGGCCACCGAGCUACCUAGAAGUAUAAAUUUAUGAAGGCCUGGCCACCACAGCAGCUACGCUGCUAUUAUUUAAGAAAGGUCCACGUGGCCUACCACUGAAUUUACGAAGGACACUUUGUGACCACCAAGCGCAG